GCCCGCCUUGUCCCAGGCCUUGUCCCUCGAACAUGACAUCCAUGUGAAUUGCGUCUUUGCGCUUCUUUCUCCUUCGUUCACUGCGGCACAUCCGACUACAACUCUGUGGACUUCCGCAUCGCAUAAAAACUCUCACAGCAUCGCUUCUAGCCCUACCAGAUCAACUAGACUUUAGAGGCCACUCAACUGUCACUCCCAGCAAUGUCGACGAACAACGUCCCAACUCCGUCCAUCUCCGCCGAGGGCGACCCGGACAAGAUUGUACUUUUCGGUGACUCGCUGACCCAGUUCUCGCUCGACCCGCUCAAUUCCGGCUGGGGCUCAAUCGUGGCCAACGCCUAUGCUCGGAAGCAUGAUAUCCUUAACCGCGGCUACAGUGGCUAUAACACCGAAUGGGCCAAGCACAUCCUCCCGUCGGUUUUGGCGCCGUUGAAUCCCUCAAAACUGGCGCUGGUCAUCAUUUUGCUAGGCGCAAACGAUUCCGCACUCAAGGGUUCCAACAACCAGCACGUUACCGUAGAAGACUACCGUUCGAACCUCAAACAAAUCAUUCAAACAAUCCGCGCCUUCUCCUCAACCACCCGCAUCCUGCUCAUAUCCCCUCCCGUAGUCCAUGAGGCCAAGUGGGCCCAGUAUCUCGUCGAAAGAUGGGGCCCCGCAGCGAUCAGCAACCACACGGUCAAAGAGACACGGCGAUACCGGGACGCAUGCAUCGAGGUCGCGCGCGAGACGCAGGUACCGGUGCUGGAUACGUGGGCCAGCACAUGUUUCGGCGGCAAAUCGACAAACAAGGGCAGCGAGGAGGUGGUGUAUGAUGUGGACGUGGCUAGCGAGAUGCUGAGUGAUGGGAUUCAUCUGAGCGCGGCGGGAAAUAGUGUGUUGGGGCGGGAGGUGUUGAAGAAGAUCAAGAAGGAGUGGAAGGAGCUGGAUUGGGAGAAGGUUAACUUGAAGUGGCCUUUGUAUGACACUAUUGAUGUUAAGGACGUACCAGCAUGCUUGUUUCGUGCGUGAGCGAUAGAGGACGCAGUGUUGAGUCUCACCGAUAUGGCGUAUCCAUGUGUAGAUGUAGAUGGGCUUUUCUCGUCUUACUUUUCAACAAUAACGAUUCGCAACGGACAUCUGUUCUCCCACUCGUUUAUCCCAAAUCAUAAUAGUUGAUAAGCAUGUCUGUGACUGGAGUGAAACUUGUUCACAUCCCGCACGGUCGCAUCCAGAUUCCAAUACAGUCCAAAAGAGGACAUGCUAAUUCAUGAGAAAUCGGAGUCUCGGGGCUUCAUCGGUGGCUAUCCCUAUAGAACGCGUAUCCAUAUCCAUUUUAUACUCGAAACGCGUCGCAUUCCUGGUCCCUUCUGCGUCUUACAGAAGCACUUACAACCGGACUGGCAACUGGGAGCGAAUUGAUGAGGGCAUCCCGAGUUACGGACACUUCCUGCUUCUCUCAAAAGGUCCACGAGCCGAUCGCUCGUC
Molecule: messenger RNA, 1467 nt
Organism: Fimicolochytrium jonesii
Lineage: Eukaryota; Fungi; Chytridiomycota; Chytridiomycetes; Spizellomycetales; Powellomycetaceae
Product: SGNH hydrolase-type esterase domain-containing protein
Exons: 1
Coding region: 202-1011 (269 amino acids)
Source: RefSeq, a predicted model, not a curated record